CUUUGUAACAAGCGUGGUUCGGGUUUUUAACAGCGAUAGUUUCUUAAUUUUCGUGUGAAAAACGCAGUUGUAAUUGGAUAAACUGCAUUAGAAAAUUGCAAACAUAUGCAAUACGCUCAAAAUGGCGUUUAAGGCAAAGCCUAUGCUGGACAAAUUAACGUGAAAAUUGUGAAUUUCCCAAGCAUCCAAUACAACUCGAGAAUUACUAAGGACAGUGUGCAAAAGUGAUAGAACAGAAUCACAUACACACACACAUAAACAUACGCAUGUAGCCAGCCACACAAGAAAAUAGCCAGCCACAUAGAAAAAACGAGCAACACAACGCCACCCGCCGCCACAAGUAAUCGAAUACCUUUGGACGGCAAAACUGACACUUUAUUGCAGCAUUGACAUUUGCUUUGGCUGUCAAUUCAAAGUGAUUGCUUUGCAAAAGUCGUGGAAAAGUGCUGCCGAAAUUUCUGUGGAAGAAAAAAAAACUUAAGCAAAAAACAAGUGUGUGUGAAGUAAACAAAAGGCAAGGACAGGCGACAUCUACAACAGAGAGUGCAUGAAAGCAAUUUCAUUGAAGAAUAGAAAAGAAAAUUACGGAGGAACGCAAAAAAAAAAAAAACGUAAGGAUUAAUGCGAUUUUGGUUGCUUAAGUUCUUGUGCUGUGUCGUCUAUGCAGUUGAAUAAGUAAUUAGCAAAUUAUAUUGUACUUGUUGUUAUUGUCAAAAGCAAGUGAAUUAUUAAUAAUGAUUUUUAUAAUACCUCCCACCCUGUUAUUGCCUUUCUCAUUCCAAUCAUCAAUGAUGCUCUGAUUGAGCAAACAUGUUUUACAAGGAUUUUGCAAUAAUUUGUUCUUUUCUUUAAAAACUAUGCCGUUCACUUAACUCAUCCAUUUGUUUUGCUUCCCCAACAAUUAUCUCCUAGUCGUUCGUUGCAUUAGUCAGUGGAUUGCUUUCCCCGAUCAUCUCUGGAUAACCUGGAUUAUUAAAAGACUACAAGUGAUUGCCUUAAACAACAACAAGUCAUUUCUUCACAUUUUGUAUUCCACCGAAACGACUACGGAGUGUCUAAAAACAACAGCAAAAAUUUGUCCAUUUUUGGUCAGCAAAUUUUUUUCAAAAACAAACACACAUAAAUAAAUGAUAGCGAUAGGCAGCUUGGAGCAGAGAAGAAAGUGAAAAAAGAAUAACUAUGAAAAAGUUGUUGUAGCAUCAAUCAUAUCAUUGGCAUUCCAUAUUUUCGAAUAAUUUCCAAUUUAAAAAAAUUGCAACGACUAUAACGUGGAUAGCUCACUCCAGCACUUGUCGCUCAUUGCCCAAACUUUCUAGUAAAACUACAGUGGAGAAGGAAAAACUGUUGAUUUUCGAAAGAAGAAGAACCGCCUAGAACCCCCCUAUAAAAAGUUAUCACUUUGCAAGUCUUUGGCAUAGGUGGUGUUGUUGUGUGGCGCGUCAAUUUUUGACUGUUUUUGGGGGUAGGUGGGCUGAGAGAAAAUAUUUUGAAUGGAUCCUUUUGUUGGUUGGUUUCAAGAGGAACAGGAGGGUCCAGCCUUACGCACAUGGUGUAAAAUUUGGGAAACCAAUGCGCAUGAAAUGACCCAAUUGCUGGAACAGCAAAAUCAACAAUUACAACUACAACAAUUACAAGGAGGAGGCAACAAAUUCAAUAACGGUGCCAAUUUAACGGCACGAGAGCGUGAUUCCAUACAGCUAUUGCUGCAUGGUAUGCGUAAUAAUCACAACAACAAUAACAACAACAGCAGCAACAACAAUAGUAAUAACGGCAACAAUUCCAGCGGCAACAAUUCCAGCGGCAACAAUUCGAGCAACAGUUCCAGCGAUUCAAGCAGCAACAAUACCAAUAACGAGACAUCAUCCACACCUGCCACAACACCUGGUGGAGGAGGAGGAGGAGGAGACGGCGGCGUAAGUAAUACAAAUUCCACAAAUAUAACCGGAGGCGGCGGCGGCGGCGGCGGUGGUAAGAUGCCCUCACAUGAACGUCCCAACUAUUAUAAUCUACCACGUAGGAAAUUUGGCCGCAUUGUGGAUAAUAAGGCGAGUACAUACAAUCUAAACAAGCACAUGGAUAAAUUGAUAUCGAAAUACAAGGGAUGUCCGUGGCGUGUGCCGGACUUUAAUUAUGGCCGCGGUGUUCUGGGACUGCAUCAGGAGAUUGAACAGUUUUAUAAGUAUGUACUGCCUACACCCACCGAACAUGCCAUACGCCUGCAGGUGGUACAUCGCAUCGAAAGUGUGGUCCGUGCAAUAUGGCCCUCGGCGAUAGUUGAAAUAUUUGGUUCCUUCCGUACUGGUCUAUUCCUGCCUACCUCUGAUAUUGAUCUUGUGGUGUUGGGUCUCUGGGAUAAAAUGCCUUUGAGGACUUUAGAAACAGAGCUCAUUGCCCGCGGUAUUGCCGAGCCGCAUUCGGUUCGUGUACUCGAUAAAGCCUCAGUGCCCAUUAUUAAGCUAACGGAUCGUGAGUCCCAGGUAAAAGUGGACAUCUCGUUCAACAUGCAAUCGGGUGUGCAAUCCGCUGAACUCAUAAAAAAAUACAAACAGGAAUUCCCGCUUUUGGAGAAAUUGGUGCUAGUUUUGAAGCAGUUUUUGCUACAGCGUGAUCUCAAUGAAGUUUUUACCGGUGGUAUUUCUUCCUAUUCAUUGAUACUUAUGUGCAUUAGUUUCCUUCAAUUGCAUCCGCGACAAAUACAUCCCGAGACUGAUAAUUUGGGCGUUCUGCUGCUGGAAUAUUUCGAGCUGUAUGGGCGUAAAUUUAAUUACAUGAAAAUAGGUAUCUCCGUUAAGAAUGGUGGUCGCUAUAUACCCAAAGAAGAAUUACAACGUGAUAUGGUUGAUGGCCAUAGACCUUCGCUGCUGUGCAUUGAGGAUCCUCUAACGCCGGGCAAUGAUAUUGGCCGGAGUUCGUAUGGGGCCUUGCAAGUUAAACAGGCAUUCGAAUAUGCCUAUUUGAUGCUCUCACAGGCUGUGAGUCCUUUGAAUACUUGGGCCAAUGACUGCAAUGAACGUUCAAUACUGGGGCGUAUCAUACGCAUAACCGAUGAUGUCAUCGACUAUCGCGAAUGGAUACGCGAUAAUUACGAGCAUCAUCUUUCGGCCCGGCAUUCACCUGUAUCAGCGCCCUUGGGCGUAACCGUAACCGGAACGCCGAGUGUGGUGGGGAAUACCACCAAAUAUAUGACAAUGCAACUAUUGCCUUCCACCAUGUUGCCAGCUGGUGCCUUAACUGGCCAACAGCAACAAAUAAUAAUACCACACCUCUAUCAUCAUACGCAGCAGCAGCAACAACAACAACAACAGCAGCAGCAGCAGCAGAAUCAUUUGGUAAGCAGUCGCUAUCGUCGAGGCAGCACUUCUUCCGGUGAUGAUUCGGAGGAUAGCAAAGAAUGUGAUGCUGAUUCCACGUCACCGGCGACGGUGACAAAUACCACCCAUAUCGUGGGAGUUGGUAGUGGUGGCGUUAUUGGGGGAACAGCUGGUACAAUGGCUACAUCCGCGAAUAUUCAUACGGCUGCCCGGUUGGAUACAUGAUGAAUAGUUGCCGGUUUGGUGCAGCAACAGCAACAACAGCAACAAAUGGUAGCAAUGCCGACCGGUGGAACCCAGUUCUCAGUGUCAGCGGCGACGACCAUGCUGAAACAGAUGCAGUUGCAGCAGCAAACCACGCAGCCUCUAACGCCACAAGCCACACACACAACUACUUUUAUAUCCGCCACAACAUCGCCCCCCUCAUCGUCAACCGCCACAUCACCCACAUUAGCUGUUAAGUCGUUUCAUGAGAUUGUUGCAUCUCCGAUUGUUAGUUCAACAUCAGAUGUAAAUAUUGUCGCAACCACAAAGUCUACAAAUCACCUGCAACAGUCACAACAACAGCUGCAGCAGCAACAACAACAGCACGCGCAGCAACAUAAGAAAAAUCUCCUAUCGCCUUCGCCCCCGCGACAUCAUCAGCCAUCGCAUCAACACCAGUCACAACCACAAUCCCAACAUCAACAGCAUCAGUCGCAACAGCAGCAGCAGUCGCAACAGCAACAGCAAUCAUCCAAGCAACAUUAUUAUCGUCAGCAAUUUUAUGUACCACCUCCAAUGCAACAACAGUAUCAACAACAAUACGCCACUUCUUCAAAUCCAAAAUAUGUUGCUGUCACCACCGCCACAACAACAACCGCUGCUGGCAACAGCAGCAGUAGCGGAGGCAGCAACAAUAAACCCCGCUAUUCAAAUCAACAGCAACGUUUACAGCAACAACAACAAGUCCGACAACAACGUAUGCAACAGAAUUCUUCAUCUUCCGCCACCACAUCGGCUUCGUCGACAUUGCCACGCAACAAUUCCAGUUCGUCAACACAAACACAUGGAAUUUUAACAUCGGCAUCAUCGACCAUCUCGAUUAUUUCCAUUUCAUCGGAAUCAUCAGUGUGUACCAUUUCGGAUUCUUCUUCCAACAAAUCAGGUUCCGAGUCGGAGUCACGUCCAUCAAAUUCGGCAUCGUCGUCGUCCGUGUCGGCGACGAAUGCUAAGACAGAAACCCAACAAUCUCGUAACUAUAACAAAAACAACAGCAACAAUGGUAACGGCAAGAAGAAGACGAGAAAGUCCAACAAAUCGAAUAAGUGGAAGUAAUUAAAAUUUUGCCACCCACAAUACCACCCGAAAAUAGCAACCAGAGAUUAUAAUUAGGAUGAUCUUUUUAAAAGAGGUAUCUUUAAACUAAGCGAACACAAAUACAGAUAAGAAAACAAAGCAUUUAGAAAACAACAAAAAAAACUAAUACAAAAACAGCAGAAUUGUACGAGAAACCGAAAACAUCACCCACUAUCUCUUAACUCUCUUUAUAUACUAUCCAUUUCGCCCUAAAUCUAUAACGGAGUGUAAACGAAUCUAGCAUACAACUAACUAUUGAUAGUAAUUCUCUCCUCUCCCUAGUAAAAUAAGCAAUAUCGUUAUUAGCUUCACUUGAAAACAAAAAAAAAAACAAAAAUCAAAAACUCCUAAAACUUAAAAAGUAAAUCCAAUUUCCCUCUUUUCCUUACGCCACUAGCCCACACCCUCUCAAUAACAAUUGAAGCAAUUAUACUCAUAGUCCAUUAUGCUCUUAGUAAAAGUCUGUCAAUCAUCAAACUCUGUCGCUCGGUAAAACAAAAUACUACAACAACAACAAAUCAUUGAUAGAUGCUAAAACUAAUUACACCUCAACACACCCACAGACACAUGUGCAUAUAUAUCCAACAUCUUAAAACAUACCAUAUUGACUAAGCAUGCAAGCCAGAACAGUAAGAAGAAUAAGCAACAACGAAAUUGUAGGCGAAAACAAAAACAUAACCGAAAUAGCUCUCAUUUCCUUAAUAUCAUCAUUAGUAUCGUCGUUUAGUAAAGCUAAUGGAAUAAAAACACAACAACAACAACUACAUACUACUUCUACAACUAGAAAAGAAAAGCAUACAAAAUAAAUAGGUAACGAAACAUAACACAUACAUAAACAUCGUCGUAAUAGCUGUCGUCGUAGGUAUACAAUUACAGAAAACGUAACGUAACGCAUGGCCAUGUAACGUAAAUGUACGGUAUUUGCAAUGUAACUUUGUGUGAGCACUUAUAAACAAAAAGAAAUUUAUAUACUUUCCAUACAUCCAUCCCCCUACCACUUCCUUAUGUACUUUGCAAACAUAUCCCUCACCGUUCUUCAUAGGCAACAAUUGACCGUUUAAUGUGUGUGUUUUCCUUAUAGCUUUAAAAAUUCUUAGUUUUGAUACUAAUUAAGGCGGCAAUAUUAUUUUUCGAUUUUAAAAGUUGAGUUAAUGUUAAGUUUGUCGAGCUCUUUGGUUUGGAUUUUUUUUUUCUCAUUGCAAAAUUGUCUUUGAUUUACUAGGAAAAAUAAAGAAAAUGAAAUUUUGCAAAAACAAUUUGGGUGAAUGUUGUAAGGCAAAGAUAUUUUUCUGCCUCAGAACUUUUUUUUAACAUUUAAAAAAUGUUUUUCGUAAUGCAAUCAAACAUUUUACUAUAUAUGCUUUUUAUAAAAUUAAUUUUUUCAUAAAAAUAAAUUAUAAAAAUAUAUUUUUUAUGA
This is a messenger RNA of Stomoxys calcitrans (stable fly), 6066 nucleotides long. Its product is annotated as non-canonical poly(A) RNA polymerase protein Trf4-1-like. NCBI's taxonomy places the organism in Eukaryota, Metazoa, Arthropoda, Insecta, Diptera, Muscidae. The transcript is spliced from 6 exons. Gene Ontology annotation, biological process: RNA 3'-end processing. Gene Ontology annotation, molecular function: mRNA binding; poly(A) RNA polymerase activity. Gene Ontology annotation, cellular component: nucleolus; TRAMP complex. The record is from RefSeq and is a predicted model, not a curated record.